CUUGCGUUCCCUCCUUUUCCUGGGAAAAACUUACUGUACAUAAAAUUGAGAAUUUUUGAUUGUUUGAGUUUAAACGGAGAUGGCUAUAAGCAAGAGCGAAAAAGUGCAAUAUGCUUCUGAGUUUAUUUUAGCUGCUCCUCCCGGGGAACUGAAGGAAGUUCUUAAUGAUGUUAGAGUUUUGUUAAAUGAUGAUACCUUAUUGAAAGACUACGUUUUGCCUCGUUUGUUUACGUAUCAUCAAGAGCAGUUUACACCCGUGGACCUUCCCAAUCAAAAUCAAACUCUGAUAACAUCACACGGUUGGCUUGAAAGUAAAGACUAUUUAGACCCACGGAGUGCGCAAUACUUUACUUUUGAUCCCUUGAGCCAAAAAGCUUCUGAUCUUCGCCCAAUUAAACUGGAUCAAGAUAAUGAAGAUCUCAGAAAAAAAGUAGAAGCUCUUGUAGAUGAACACGUUAAAGAUAUAUAUUCAACUGGUGUAUCAGCCGUUUACACUUCAGCUGAUUGCAUUAUUGUCUGCAUUGAAAGCCACAAGUAUAACCCUAACAACUACUGGAAUGGAAGUUGGCUUAGCGAAUACAUAUGGAAAUUUAAAUCUGGUGAAGUUUCUGGAAAGCUAAAAAUUCAAGUUCAUUAUUAUGAAGAUGGAAACGUUCAAUUGUUAUCCCAUAAGGACGUUGAAGGAAAGGCCACGACUCCUGAAGAUUUCUUGAAAUUUCUUCAGUCCAGCGAAUUGGAGUACCAGCAAGGCGUUAACGAGAAUUACCUUCAGAUGUCCGAUACGACUUUCAAGGCACUUCGCCGCACGAUGCCCCCUACGCGCACCUUAUUGGACUGGGACAAGAUCGGCAGCUAUAAAGUGGGAAAAGCUAUGGGCAGCAUUUUCCAGAAAAGAGGGGAUUAG
This is a messenger RNA of Zophobas morio, 904 nucleotides long. RefSeq names its product F-actin-capping protein subunit alpha-1-like. The record is from RefSeq and is a predicted model, not a curated record. Gene Ontology annotation, biological process: barbed-end actin filament capping; actin cytoskeleton organization. Gene Ontology annotation, cellular component: F-actin capping protein complex; actin cortical patch. NCBI's taxonomy places the organism in Eukaryota, Metazoa, Arthropoda, Insecta, Coleoptera, Tenebrionidae. The transcript has 6 exons. Gene Ontology annotation, molecular function: actin filament binding. Bases 80 to 904 code for a protein of 274 amino acids.